CAUGUGGUUUAUGGUUAGCUCCCCGACUACCGCAGGGCUUUGUCUCGUUAAGUCAACCCUAAUCGGGCAUAAUGUCUUUCAUUUGUCUCAUUGAAGGGGGAGGGGAGUGAAAGUAUAGAGGAAGAGAGGGGGAUUUAACAUUCACAAAAAGGCGACACCAACAGAGAAUGCGCGAUGGAGAAAAAUGACAGAGGUGAGGAAGAGGAGGAAGAACAGAGGCGGGAGAGGGGGGAGGCAGGUCGUUUGUAUAGUUUGUGCCCCACUGGGAAGAAGUUCCGGAGCAAGCCUCAAUUGGCUCGUUACCUUGGCAACUCCAUGGAUCUCAGCUCCUUUGAUUUCCGCACAGGCAAGAUGCUCAUGAGCAAACUGAACAAGAACAGACAGAGACCCAGAUAUGACAACAAUAGCCAGACUAAGGGUAAACCCGACCUGAAUACAUCCCUCCCAGUGCGACAGACGGCCUCCAUCUUCAAACAACCCGUUACAAAAGUUACCAACCACCCCAGCAAUAAGGUUAAGACAGACCCACAGAAGGCCAUUGACCAGCCCAGACAGCUUUUUUGGGAGAAGAAGUUGAGUGGCCUCAAUGCCUUUGACAUAGCAGAGGAGCUGGUGAAAACAAUGGAGCUCCCCAAAGGCUUACAAGGAGUAGGCCCUGGCUGCACAGAUAAGACCCUGUUGUCAGCGAUUGCCAGUGCCCUUCACACCAGUGCGGCUCCCAUCACGGGCCAGCUGUCCGCCGCUGUGGAGAAGAACCCAGGAGUCUGGCUCAACACGGCUCAGCCUCUCUGUAAGGCCUUCAUCGUCACAGACGAGGAUAUCAGAAAGCAAGAGGAGCUGGUGUACAGUGUUCGGAAGCGACUGGAAGAGGCUUUGAUGGCUGACAUGUUGGCUCACGUGGAGGAAACGUCUAGUGAGGGAGACGCACUCAAACAGGAGGGAAAUUGUAAUGAUGACAAACAGGAAGUAUAGCAAAGGGUAUUCAAAUGUGUCUGAAUUUCCUGCACAUGAGUUUCCCAACACAAGCAGACGCUCUGCUGAUCAACACACCACGUUACCAUCUCCCUUCGCUGAAUAUCCAUAUUCGUCCACCAGUGAUUCUCACAGAGACUGUUGGCUUGAUUGACAUUUUUCUGUUUUAUUGUUAUUGUUUUUUAAUAUUUUGAAACAUGUAACAGUUGAACUGCCUUUUGCAUUAAAUGUUUUGAGGUGUGUUUUUUUUUUUUUUUGAGGGUAUUUGGAUUUGAUAUGGUACGGAAGAGGAUAAGGGCCAAGCAAUAAUAAAAAAAUAAAACCA
Megalobrama amblycephala (Wuchang bream) is the source of this 1297-nucleotide messenger RNA. RefSeq names its product methyl-CpG binding domain protein 3b (gene mbd3b). Gene Ontology annotation, molecular function: DNA binding. NCBI's taxonomy places the organism in Eukaryota, Metazoa, Chordata, Actinopteri, Cypriniformes, Xenocyprididae. Bases 175 to 972 code for a protein of 265 amino acids. The record is from RefSeq and is a predicted model, not a curated record. The transcript is spliced from 8 exons.